Molecule: messenger RNA, 915 nt
Organism: Arabis nemorensis
Lineage: Eukaryota; Viridiplantae; Streptophyta; Magnoliopsida; Brassicales; Brassicaceae
Source: the annotation of a GenBank genome assembly
AUGGCUUAUUCUCAUGGUCUCCUCCAACCUCUUCACUCCACUCUCAUCUUUCCUAAGCCAAUAAUAAGUUUUCGUCUCAUUCAUUUCUCAUCUUCCCUCAAACCCUUUCUCUCGAAAAGGCACAAUCUCUCAAAAUCAUUGACUCUCCCUUGUGCACUUACGGAAUCAGAUUCUUCUAAACCCUUAGACACAAGCUCCAAAUCAGCCCUUCUCCUACAACUCUCCAAGUGUUUCGAUCUUCCAUCCGAUUACUUCCAGCAGCUACCAGCUGACCUUCGUCUCGAUUUAAAUGAUGCUGCUUUUGAUCUCUCCAAUGGACCCAUCAUCCAUGAGUGUGGUCAAGAGCUUGGGGAGACCUUACUGAAUCUGUCCCGUGCUUGGGAACAGGCUGACACAUCGGCUUCUCGUAGUUUAGUAGCGAAACUUCCAGAGCUGGAAACUUCAUUAACAGAUGGUGCCAGAUCAGCCUUUGGGAGGCGUCUGAUAUCUGCGGGGAAAAGGUUCCAGGGCAUGGGACAAUAUGGUCAAGGUGACUUACAGAAGAUUGCUAAAACGAUGAUUACAAUUGGCGAGGUCCUUUCUGCAAGUACAUCAUCGGUUUCAGUUAGUACUGAAUCUAAAUCAGAAACAAGGAUGUUUAAGUUUGGGGACCUUCAGGUUGCUGUGAGUCCACAGAAAGCCUACGCCGGAGCUGCCAUUGCAUUCGUAUAUGGGAUACUUUCAUGGCAAAUUAGUCAGGGGAUCCAAAACAUACCAGAGAGCUCUUUGCAGUAUGCAAAUGACAAUGCAACGUUACUUGGACAGUCUCUGAGAGGGUCUCUUCUAGCCCUGUUUUAUGCGUCAACCGUCUUGUCAGGCUUCACAACAGCUGGGCUUCUCCUACUUGCUAAGCAACUUUCAUCAGAGAAAGAGUGA